CAGCCUUGAGAAGGUGCCGCCUGAUAGACUGAGCUCAGGGCACCACCGCCCAAUGAGAGCGGCAGAGAGUGUCGGACUUCCUGGUCGGCUCUGCGCCGUGUUGUCCCGCAGAGCUCUCUCUCUCUCUGGAUGAAGGGAAGGAAACGCAGAAGUAGUUAGGCAACGGCCUGUUUUAAAGGCUUGGUCCCCGGCUGUAGUUAGCACACGAACGGGCGAGUCAAAACCUCGUCGAAACCGAGGCGGAGGCGUGCGAAAAAGCGGGAGCAGAGCAGCGGAGCUGGUGAGAGGAGCUGCCCGCGGAUCAGUGAGGUUAGCUGGGAUUGCGCUAACAGACGGAGCGGCGGAGGAGGAGGAGGAGGAGAAGACGCUCUCAUUUGUUCCAGAGGCUCCAAACUACGCAAGGACCUCGAGAAACUUUUGUCGACAGGGCAGGAGCUUGUGAGUAUGCGGCUGGAGCCACGGGCGCUGUAGGAUGAAGAGCCCGGCGCACCGCACCAGGGACAUCGAGCGGCAAGCUGGCUACCUGAAGCCUGAGCACUGCGCCCCUCCCCCGCCCCGCAACGGCUCCGACACCAUGUGGUUCAUCCGCGACGGCUGCGGCAUCGUGUGCGGCGUCAUCACCUGGUUCCUGGUCUUCUACGCCGAGUUCGUGGUGGUGUUCGUCAUGCUGCUGCCUGCCAAGAACGUCGCGUACAGCCUCUUUAACGGGGUGAUCUUCAACGGGCUCGCUUUCCUCGCCCUCGCCUCUCACGCCAAGGCGAUGUGCACGGACCCGGGAGCCGUGCCUAAAGGGAACGCUACCAAAGAAUUCAUCGAGAGCCUGCAGCUCAAACCAGGACAGGUGGUGUACAAGUGUCCCAAGUGCUGCAGCAUCAAGCCCGACAGAGCUCACCACUGCAGUGUGUGUAAACGCUGCAUCAAGAAGAUGGACCACCACUGUCCCUGGGUGAACAACUGUGUCGGAGAGAACAACCAGAAAUACUUUGUGCUUUUUACAAUGUAUAUUGCACUAAUUUCCUUCCAUGCUCUGAUCUUGGUGGCCUUUCAUUUUGUUUUCUGCAUUGAAGAAGACUGGACAAAGUGUAGUAACUUCUCUCCACCAGCAACUGUCAUCCUCCUCAUCCUCCUCUGCUUCGAGGGCCUCCUCUUCCUGAUCUUCACUGCAGUCAUGUUUGGGACGCAGGUCCACUCCAUCUGCACCGAUGAGACGGGUAUCGAACAGCUCAAGAAGGAGGAGAGAAGAUGGGCCAAAAAGUCAAAGUGGAUGAAUAUGAAGGUGGUGUUCGGCCAUCCGUUCUCUAUAGCCUGGCUGAGCCCCUUCGCAACACCCGACCACGGCAAGGCGGACCUGUACCAGUACAUCGUGUGAAAGCAUGAAACCUUGCCGAGCUCUGCUGCUGUGGACAAACUGAUCAAUCCUGCCCUGCCCUCCUAAUGGCUGGACGCCAAUGAGCAUGAACUCCUCUUAACCACUUCUAUAUUUUCUUUCCUUUUUAUGAAUAUUUCAUUUAUUGAUAUUUCAGGGUGUUCUGCUGUAAGUGAGUACAUUAUACGUUUAUUUUAUAACAACUUUUUUGUUUUAUUGUUUCCCUCUUGGUGCUGACUGAGAUUAAUGAAGUGUAGCCGUGCAAGGGGGAAAAAAACUAAGAAGUGACAGGGAGCACUUAAUAAGAGUUGGUGAAACAACACCAAGAGAGUGAGUCCUGCCUUCUCUGGAGGAAAAUUUCCUGCAAUAUGUCUGAUCAUUUCCUGCUUCCAAGACUUAAAAAAUGUGAAAUCGAAACUGAAGUGCAAAAAGUUUUCGCUCAGAGCAGUGAAGUCCGGGUGCCAAGAUUGGACACCGGGUUCUGUCUUCCCUUUUAAACAUUGCUGUGAUCCAAUCACUUCUUCUUUUGCUGUAUCUCUGCCGUUGCGAUAGUCUUGCUGAGCUCUGUCUGGAUGAUUUGCCUUAGAACAGUGCAUUAGUUAACGGUGGCAUCUGCUACUUUUAUGAACAUUUCUGCUAUUUUGCCUUAAUGUGACAGACGGAGUGAGACAGGAUCAUAUUGAUUACAUCCUCUUUUAAAUGAGUUUGUUGCCAGAUCACUGUGAAGGAUGCUCAGAGGUUGUAGGACAGAGCAGCAGUAGCCUCCCAGUGGACGUUAUAAAUCUUAAGAUUUCAGUCCUGGUUUAUUUUAAUACUUGUUGAGUCAGAAAUAACAACAGAAUUGGUGAAUUAGUUAAAGGCGCAGCCAGACAAACUCACAUUAUUUAAAUGAAUCAGUCAAUAAUCAGCCGUUAUCCAUCACAUUUGUACGUUAAUGUGCGUUUCCAUCCACUCUACUGUUUAUAUGAAUAUUAGUUGUUAGAGUUGGACGGUUGGGGGCACUAAAUCUUCCGUCUGGUGCCAUUGAAUGGGUAGAGGGUGCAGCAAGAUGACGUGGAUACAGAUGUUCAGUGUUUUUAAUGUGCAAAGAAGAAUAUGCAUAAAACAGGUUGGUGGAAACACACACAGUGAGGCUGAUGUCGGUGAGAUAAAAGUCCAAACAGUAAUGCUGGAUUACAUGUUUACCUCAUUUCCUGUGAUGGCAAUAUUGAAUACAGUGCGUAUAAGUAUGGUGGACUCCGCCACUAACAAAGAAUACCACUGUAUACAGAGAUAACUGAAUUUAUUUAUGCUCAGUGGCUGUUUUCUGAGAAAUGACACAUUGGAUUCUUUUAGAAAAAUCCCACAUCUAACACUUAACAGACAAACAAAGUUUUGUUUGUCAGCUUGCAUGAUGUUGAAAGUGACACUUCAGUUUAGUUAGUCCGCCUGAUAGUUUGACCAGUGUUGUGGUCCUUUAUUUGACUCUGUGUUGUAAGUAACCGACCUCUUUGCAUGAAAAACAUUUUCGUCACAGUCACCAGCUCAGAUGGACAGUCAAGUCAAGGGAAUAAAGCAAUACACAUUCCUCUCUGAAUGCGCUGACACUCAGUGUAAUGCACUCACUCUCAGAUGAUGAAAUUAGCCUGUGGAUAAUCCCGUUUGUUAUAAAUUGUAGUUCUGGAGCUGAAUGGAGGGGGAAAAAGCCUUAAAUAAUGAAACAUUGAUUCAAAUUUAGUCCAUUGGAAAAUGUUCACCGACGCCUGAAAGACUUUAACUUGUCACAGCUGUUGACAGUCCUCCGUCACCCAGUGCGAAGAGAUGAGUGAAGAUUUCACCUUUGGUGAUGCAGACAGAAAACAGGCCACUAAAAAGCAUUUAACACAAAACCUGUGCUUACCCACAUGUGUUUGAAAGCCUUACUGUAAGUAUGAAACAUGUUUUUAAGGGCGAUGAAAGGACAUAUUUUAACAUACAUGUUGCCAAAUCAAAUGCUUAUUGAAGGGGGACACUGAAGAGUGACAUUUUCAUAGGCUUUUAAAAAUCACUGGAGUUUUUAAAAAACGUUACCAUCAUAUGGAGAUGCAACAGUUUACACAUACAGAACACCAGCUUUCUUCUUUUAUCUUGUUCUAUAUGUGGUCAGGUAUGAAUACCAUUUGUAAAACUUACUGUAGACCACAUGAUGUUUUUUUUUUUU
Larimichthys crocea (large yellow croaker) is the source of this 3545-nucleotide messenger RNA. It is a transcript of the gene zdhhc3b, whose product is annotated as zDHHC palmitoyltransferase 3b. The transcript has 7 exons. The record is from RefSeq and is a predicted model, not a curated record. Gene Ontology annotation, molecular function: palmitoyltransferase activity. Lineage: Eukaryota; Metazoa; Chordata; Actinopteri; Sciaenidae. The coding region runs from base 473 to 1369 and encodes 298 amino acids.